This is a messenger RNA of Phalaenopsis equestris, 1159 nucleotides long. RefSeq names its product tryptophan synthase alpha chain-like. The transcript has 9 exons. The coding region runs from base 29 to 1027 and encodes 332 amino acids. NCBI's taxonomy places the organism in Eukaryota, Viridiplantae, Streptophyta, Magnoliopsida, Asparagales, Orchidaceae. Gene Ontology annotation, molecular function: tryptophan synthase activity. The record is from RefSeq and is a predicted model, not a curated record. Gene Ontology annotation, biological process: L-tryptophan biosynthetic process. Gene Ontology annotation, cellular component: chloroplast; cytosol.
CUCAUACGCUGAACACAAAGACCAAACAAUGGCGCUUCCUACAAAUCACUCGCCCUUUCUUCCAACACUACUCCAUCUUUCUAAAACUUCCAUCAAUCAUUCCCUCAUUCUCUCACCCACCACUUCAUCUGCAAUCAUCUCGAAGAAAUUUUCGAAGUCGACGAAACAAAGGAAAUUACUCUCUUUUCCUUAUUUUCGAGCAAGUUGUGCGCAUGAUCACAUACGCAUGCAUUUGACUAUCUCUGAGACGUUCUCAAGGCUGAAGAAACAGAGAAAAGUUGCAUUCAUACCAUACAUCACUGCCGGAGAUCCUGAUUUAUCUACAACAGAGAAGGCAUUGAGGUUGUUAAGCUCCUGCGGUGCAGCUCUCAUUGAACUGGGCCUGCCCUAUUCCGAUCCCAUCUUGGAUGGUCCUGCGAUUCAGGCUUCGACAGUUCGGGCAUUAGCCAAUGGGGUCAAUUUUCAGACCGUUAUUUCAAUGCUGGCAAAGGUAGUUCCACAAUUGUCAUGUCCAAUCAUACUGUUUUCCUAUUAUAAUCCCAUAUUGAAGCUUAAUAAAGAAAGUUUCGUGUCGGCUUUGAGUUAUGGAGGCAUACAAGGACUUAUUGUACCAGACCUUCCUUUUGAGGACAUCAGGAGUUUAAAAAAGGCAGCUAACAAGAAGAAUAUUGAUAUGAUUUUGCUUGCCACACCAACUACUUCAAAACAUCGAAUGAAAGCCAUCGUCGAUGCUACGGAUGGUUUUUUGUACCUUGUUAGCACAAAUGGAGUCACAGGUGUGCGCUCAAAUUUGGAUUCAAAAGUACAAUUUCGAUUGGAAGAACUACAAAGGGAAACCUCAAAGCCCAUAGCAGUUGGAUUUGGAUUAUCAAAACCAGAAGACUUAAAGCAGCUAGCAAUAUGGGGAGCAAAUGGCGUGAUUGUAGGCAGUGCUAUUGUUAAGCUAUUAGGAGAAAGUAAAUCCUCUGAAGAAGGAUUAAGGCGCUUGGAGUUCUUCACAAAAUCCUUAACCGCUGCACUACCAUGAAGACCGUCAAUAAAAUUAUAUGAUGUUUUUAGCUGUUUUCGCAGUUAUUAGUAGAUAAUGCUAGCGAUGCAAGCAUUGAGAUCUAUCUGUGGGACAUAAAUAUUGAAAAAGCUCAAUGCAUCUUCUGUGAAA